AUGAUGAAUGCUAUGCUUAUUAGUUCAGGUAUGCCUACUAAUAUGUGGGGUGAAGCUAUCCUUUCUGCUUGUUAUGUCCUUAAUCGAGUUCCCCAUAAGAAGUUAGAUAAAACUCCCUAUGAAUUGUGGAAAGGCUUCAAGCCGAAUUUGGGAUACCUCAAAGUGUGGGGGUGUUUGGGAAAGAUAGGACUUCCUGACUUUCAAAGGAGUAAAAUUGGACCUAAGACUGUAGAUGACCUUCCUAGAGGUUGUAAGCCUAUUAGAGUGGUGGAUUUUACAAAGAAAUGCAAGCCUGAUGGGUCUUUGGAUAAGUAUAAGGCUAGACUUGUAGUUGGAGGGCAUCGCCAAAAACAAGGGUUAGACUUCUUUGAUACUUAUUCUCCUGUGACCAAGGAAAAGGCAGUUCGGCUUCCACCAGUUGAAGAAAUUCGAACUGUUGUUGCUAAUAGUACUCAUGGCGAGUUGUUGCGGCGGAACUCAGAUGACGAAGCAGCGCAGUGA
Messenger RNA from Beta vulgaris subsp. vulgaris (sugar beet), 501 nucleotides. RefSeq lists its product as uncharacterized. Gene Ontology annotation, molecular function: nucleic acid binding. The transcript has 3 exons. NCBI's taxonomy places the organism in Eukaryota, Viridiplantae, Streptophyta, Magnoliopsida, Caryophyllales, Amaranthaceae. The record is from RefSeq and is a predicted model, not a curated record. Bases 1 to 501 code for a protein of 166 amino acids.